Molecule: messenger RNA, 2695 nt
Organism: Echinops telfairi (small Madagascar hedgehog)
Lineage: Eukaryota; Metazoa; Chordata; Mammalia; Afrosoricida; Tenrecidae
Gene: HDAC11
Product: histone deacetylase 11
Exons: 10
Coding region: 31-1074 (347 amino acids)
Molecular function (GO): histone deacetylase activity
Source: RefSeq, a predicted model, not a curated record
CUGCCACCGCAGGAAGGUCCUGGCCGGGGGAUGGCACACGCAACCCAGCUGUACCAGCCGGUGCCGGAGACACGCUGGCCCAUUGUGUACUCGCCGCGAUAUAAUAUCACCUUCAUGGGCCUGGAGAAGCUGCACCCCUUCGAUGCGGGAAAAUGGGGCAAAGUGAUCAAUUUCCUCAAAGAGGAGAAGCUUCUGUCGGACGGCAUGCUGGUGGAGGCACGGGAGGCCUCCGAGGAGGACUUGCUGCUGGUGCACACGAGGCGCUACCUCAAUGAGCUGAAGUGGUCCUUCGCCGUGGCGACCAUCACAGAGAUCCCCCCUGUCAUCUUCCUCCCCAACUUCCUGGUGCAAAGAAAGGUGCUGAGGCCCCUGAGGACCCAGACGGGAGGAACCAUCAUGGCAGGGAAGCUGGCCGUGGACCGAGGUUGGGCCAUCAACGUGGGAGGUGGCUUCCACCACUGCUCCAGCGACCGGGGCGGGGGCUUCUGUGCCUAUGCAGACAUUACACUUGCUAUCAAGUUUCUGUUUGAGCGGGUGGAGGGCAUCUCCAAGGCCACCAUCAUUGAUCUGGAUGCCCAUCAGGGCAAUGGGCAUGAGCGGGAUUUCCUGGGGGACAAGCGUGUGUACAUCAUGGAUGUCUACAACCGCCACAUCUACCCCGGGGACCACUUCGCCAAGCAGGCCAUCCGGCGGAAGGUGGAGCUGGAGUGGGGCACCGAGGAUGAGGAGUAUCUGCAAAAGGUGGAGAGGAACAUCCAGAAAGCCCUCCGGGAGCACCCGGCCGACGUGGUCGUGUAUAACGCGGGCACCGAUGUCCUGGAGGGAGACCGCCUCGGGGGGCUGUCCAUUAGCCCAGAGGGCAUCGUGAAACGUGACGAGCUGGUGUUCCGCAUGGUGCGCGGCCACCAGGUGCCCAUCCUCAUGGUGACGUCAGGCGGGUACCAGAAGCACACGGCCCGCAUCAUCGCCGACUCCAUCCUCAAUCUGCGUGGUUUGGGGCUCAUCGGGCACGAGUCCCCCAGCAUCUCCACCCAGAGCUCGGACACGCCUCUGCUGCCCCUGGAAGUACCCUGAUCUCCGAUGUUCUCCCUGCCUGCUUUGAGCCCAGCCCACCUGCCCACCCACAUGCCCACCUAGUGCUUUCUGUUUCCUGGCCCGAGGGCAGCGCAGGGCAGCUGUUGUGUAGUCUCCUGAGAGCCUGGAGAGCAGGGGCCUGCGGUGGCCAGGCCAGCAGCCCCUCCACUCUCCCUACAGCAGCUGUAAGGGUCUCCAGGUCCCUCUGUGGGCAAAGCCUGAGUCCCAAGGAAGAACCCCUGCCUAGGUGCCCAGGAGGGGAGCAUGUAGUCAUCUGAGAGAGGAGAGAGGAUGGGCCAGGCCCUGGGAAGCUACAGGGAGCCCUCAGGGUGAAGUAUUCUGGAUUUCCAGAGAGGUGGACACAGAUCAGAGAGAAGGGGCUUCUAUCCCAGCAGUGUUCGGCCUCGACUCCUGCCCUUUAAUCCAUGGGACUUGCGUCUCUGCUCCCAGCCUUAGCCAGGGUGCAAGGAGCAGAGGAGUCCAGGGAGGGGGCCUGGGAGCAGGGUGCUGAGCCAGGCUCGGUGGGGGAGGCAGAUUCUCCCAUCACUUGGCCUUGGAUUCAAGGGCUGUAGGGAAUGGGUUGCUGGUGGCUUCCUCUAUCUGGAACUCCCCUCAAUAAACCAAGGGCCAUACCUGUUCUCUGAGAACCCCUCCAUGUGACUGAGGGACUGGGGAGGCCUGGAAGCCCCUAACCCCUGCUUCUGCAGUGGCUUCAUCUGUUCAGGGUAAUUGCAGGUGUAAGGGGGAGGAGUCUUAGGUCAGGGAGGGGCCUGAGCACAGGAGCAUUGAGAGGGCUACUGGCCCAGGUGGACAGGAAGCAGAGGAAGACAGGAGUCAUGGGAGGGCAAGGCCUGGCAAGUGAAGGUCAAGGAUGAGAGCGGGGGGCAUGCGGGAUGCCCCAGGAGCUGAGGCCCCCAAGUAGGCGUGAGGCCAGGCUAGGGAACUUGGAGGAAGAUCAAAGAUCUCCACCGUGGACAGGACCCCAGGCUGCAGUGAGGGUAGGUGGCUAAGUUGGGUCCUGGUGGGGCUGUGGCCUCCAUGGGCAUCACCCAGGCCAUGGCCUCUCGAGUACCCAGGGUCCCAGGUGGGCCUUGAUCUCUGGCCCUGGAAAAGCCCUAGACUUUGGCCUUGUCUGCAGCUCAAAUCUGAAAGGGACAUUCGGGAGCUCCUAGAAGCCAGGCAGGGAAACACCAGUCACCUUCAUUGCCUGGGUGUCUCCUAAGUCAGUGACUGUGGCCCUGACGCAUCAUGGGAGGAAGAGUCCUGAGUCAGGCCUACCCACAGGACUUGAGCUUCCGGUUAUCUGCGGUGCUCCUGCACUGUCUGUCACCUUCCCUGCCCUAGGCUGGGCCAAAAGUUCCAAGAUCACUGACUGGCUCAACUGUACGGCCUCCUGGGCCGACCCUAAGGACCAUGCGUUUGGACACCUCGUCCCAGCCGGUCUCCCUCUCCACUUGACUCUUGGUACCUGGCAUCUGUGCCUUUGCCACCACAGGCCUGCCUGUGGCAUCAGGGCAAGCAGUGUCUGUGGUCGGGAGCUGCCGAGUAUCUGUUCAGAGAGAAGGCUGAAGGCUGUCACAUGGAUCCAGCCUCUGUCGAAAUAAAGACCGGCCUUCACACA